Messenger RNA from Oncorhynchus gorbuscha (pink salmon), 987 nucleotides. Its product is annotated as serine palmitoyltransferase 3-like. The record is from RefSeq and is a predicted model, not a curated record. Gene Ontology annotation, biological process: ceramide biosynthetic process; sphingosine biosynthetic process. Bases 465 to 758 code for a protein of 97 amino acids. The transcript is spliced from 2 exons. Gene Ontology annotation, molecular function: serine C-palmitoyltransferase activity. NCBI's taxonomy places the organism in Eukaryota, Metazoa, Chordata, Actinopteri, Salmoniformes, Salmonidae. Gene Ontology annotation, cellular component: serine palmitoyltransferase complex.
AGACCCCGUCACCACUAGCCCUAACCCCAUAUUAACUCUCUCCAGGGUUAGACCCCAUCACCACUAGCCCUAACCCCAUAUUAACUCUCUCCAGGGUUAGACCCCAUCACCACUAGCCCUAACCCCAUAUUAACUCUCUCCAGGGUUAGACCCCAUCACCACUAGCCCUAACCCCAUAUUAAUAGACCCCAUCACCACUAGCCCUAACCCCAUAUUAAUAGACCCCAUCACCACUAGCCCUAACCCCAUAUUAAUAGACCCCAUCACCACUAGCCCUAACCCCAUAUUAACUCUCUCCAGGGUUGGACCCCAUAACUACUAGCCCUAACCCCAUAUUAACUCUCUCCAGGGUUGGACCCCAUAACUACUAGCCCUAACCCCAUAUUAACUCUGUCUCUGUAGGUCAGGCCAGGGUGCACCAGCUGGCAGAGAACACACGCUACUUCAGGUCUCGUCUUCAAGAGAUGGGCUUCAUCAUCUAUGGUAACGAUGAUUCUCCUGUGGUCCCAAUUCUGCUCUACAUGCCAGGAAAAGUUGUGGCUUUCUCUCGCGCCAUGCUGAAGAGGAAGAUAGGAGUGGUGGUGGUGGGGUUCCCUGCUACGCCCAUCACAGAGGCACGGGCACGCUUCUGUCUGUCUGCGGCACACACCAAGGCCAUGCUCGACCAGGUGAGUAUACACGCAAAGACACACCAAGGCCAUGCUCGACCAGGUGAGUACACACGCAAAGACACACCAAGGCCAUGCUCGACCAGGUGAGUACACACGCAAAGACACACCAAGGCCAUGCUCGACCAGGUGAGUAUACACGCAAACACACACCAAGGCCAUGCUCGACCAGGUGAGUAUACACGCAAACACACACCAAGGCCAUGCUCGACCAGGUGAGUAUACACGCAAACACACACAGGGACACAAACACACACACACAUAGAGACAUAUCUCUCCCCCCCCUCUUUCCCUCUCUCCCUCUCUCUCAAUUUCAAUG